Messenger RNA from Plasmodium cynomolgi strain B, 1143 nucleotides. RefSeq lists its product as hypothetical. Lineage: Eukaryota; Apicomplexa; Aconoidasida; Haemosporida; Plasmodiidae. The record is from RefSeq and is a predicted model, not a curated record. Gene Ontology annotation, cellular component: MWP complex; microtubule organizing center; mitotic spindle. Bases 1 to 1143 code for a protein of 380 amino acids. Gene Ontology annotation, molecular function: protein binding. The transcript has 7 exons. Gene Ontology annotation, biological process: microtubule anchoring at mitotic spindle pole body; protein localization to mitotic spindle pole body; mitotic sister chromatid segregation.
AUGAUGAUGUCCAAAGUGCUCAAGUGCGACCUGUGUUGUUUCUCCAAAGAUGGAUUAUUCUUACUCUACACAAUUGCAAAUAAAUUAUUUUUAAUCGAAUCUGUGUCGCUUGACUUAAGUCGGAUUUAUGUGAACAGCUACAAAAUUGACUCGAUUGAGUUUUCGGAGGAUCACAUUCAUUUUUUGGCGUUAGCAAAGGAGGAGGGGUGUGUCUGCGUCUACUCGCUGUAUAGUAGUCACAUCGUUAGCAUAAUACAGGAUGCUUUCCAGGGUUACGUUUGUUCCUUUUUCUUGGGGCAGGGGACGAAUAUAUGCAUUCAGAAAUACGAGCGGAAAUGCAUAAGCAUCUACGACGUGAACGACGCGGAGCACUCUCUAGUUACCAUCCAAAAUGUGAAGUCGAAGAAGAAAAAAAAAACGUAUUGUCUGAGCGCAGGACAUGACACCCUUGGCUGCCUAACUGAAUCGAACAAGCAAAAAAAAAUAGCAUUGCUCUGUUUGCAGAGUUAUAAAGUAAAAAACGAAAUAAUUUGUUCUAACUUUAGUCCAAGUGAGAUGUUUUUCUCGACACUGAAUGACAUCAUCGCGUAUAGUAAUAAGUACAAAUCGGUACAUGUCUACAAGUCGACAGGGGACCUACUGUAUGUUUAUAACUAUGGGGCGCACUUAGCAUGUGUAACUCUCGCGUCGAAGAGUAAGGAGAGGAAUGUCUUCUCCCUGGGUAUGGAGGACGGAAUUGUCACCAUUCUACACCAGGACAACUUGAAAGAAAUAAAAAAAAUAGCUUUAAGCGAGAUGGUGAUAAUGAACGAGCAAAUGGUACAGCUGAUGGAACGACUACGCCUGCUGUUCGAUGAAAAAGGAGCUGACUCUGUUCCGAAGGGGAUAACGGAUGUAUUCUCUCCUGUGGGGGUCACCUUUUUAUCUUUCAGUUUGUGUGGGACCUUCAUGUCGGUCAUAAGUGAGAGCCACAACAACGUGGUCCGGAUUUACACAGCGGAGAAUUACACUUGCAUAGCCAUACUGCAACAGAAAAAAAAAAUAACCUCCUUACGGUGGGAUAAUGUUUUAUACAAGGCAAGGGUUCAUGUGCAAGGAGGCGGAGUGGAACUGCCACGGAACGGCCCUACUGGCAAAGAGUGA